Anopheles nili is the source of this 674-nucleotide messenger RNA. Its product is annotated as glutathione S-transferase 1-like. Gene Ontology annotation, biological process: glutathione metabolic process. NCBI's taxonomy places the organism in Eukaryota, Metazoa, Arthropoda, Insecta, Diptera, Culicidae. The coding region runs from base 3 to 674 and encodes 223 amino acids. The transcript is spliced from 3 exons. Gene Ontology annotation, molecular function: glutathione transferase activity. The record is from RefSeq and is a predicted model, not a curated record.
ACAUGGACAAAUUGGUGCUGUAUACGAAUAAGAAAAGCCCACCCUGCAGAGCGGUGAAGUUGACCGCGAGGGCCCUAGGAAUCGAGCUGAUCGAGAAGGAAAUGACACUGAUUCGUGGUGACAAGCUGAUGGAGGAGUUCAUGAAGGUCAGCCCACAACACACGAUACCAGUGCUGGAUGAUAGUGGAACCAUUAUCACGGCAAGUCACGCCAUCAUGAUCUAUCUCGUGUGCAAGUACGGCCAAGAUGACAGCCUGUAUCCGAGUGAUCUCGUACGGCGGGCUCGCGUCCACACGGCGCUUCAUCUGGAGUCGGGAGUCAUCUUUUCGCGGCUAAGUUUCUUAUUCGAACCGGUAAUUUACGCGGGUAAAUCAUACUUCCACUCCGAUCGUGUCGAACACAUCCGCAAAGCGUACCAAUUGCUCGAGGACUCGCUAGUGGAUGAUUACGUGGUCGGGAACAGCAUGACGAUCGCGGACUUUAGCUCCAUCUCGAGUAUCGCUUCUUUGGUGGGUGUUGUGCCUCUGGAUGAGGUGAAAUUUCCAAAAAUCGCUGCCUGGAUCGGUCGCAUGAAGGAACUUCCGUACUACGAUGAAGCCAACGGAAUGGGUGCUCUGGAGCUUGCCGAUUUUGUGCUGGGGAAGAAAGAAGCAAAUGCCGCACAGUACUUGUGA